Molecule: messenger RNA, 5991 nt
Organism: Coregonus sp. 'balchen'
Lineage: Eukaryota; Metazoa; Chordata; Actinopteri; Salmoniformes; Salmonidae
Source: the annotation of a GenBank genome assembly
AUGAACACAACCCAGGCGUUGUCUCUCUCUCUCUCCUCUAGUCUGCUGACUCAUACAGUGUCUCUGUCCCCCUGUCCCUGUCCCUCUCUAGGUUUUGGUGUGGACCAGCUGAGAGAUGAUAACCUGGAGACAUACUGGCAGUCUGAUGGAUCCCAGCCGCACCUGGUCAACAUCCAGUUCAGGUACAGUCUUCCUGCCUGCCUGUCUUCCUGCCUGCCUGCCUGUCUGUCUGUCUGUCUGUCUGUCUGUCUGUAUGCCCCUGCCUGUCUGUCUGUCUGUAUGCCUGUCUGUCUGUAUGCCCCUGCCUGCCUGCCUGCCUGCCUGUCUGUCUGUCUGUCUGUCCAUCUGUCUGCCUGUCUGUCUAUCUGUAUGUCCAUCUGUCUUCCUGCCUGCCUGCCUGCCUGCCUGUCUGUCUGUCUGUCUGUCCAUCUGUCUGCCUGUCUGUCUAUCUGUAUGUCCAUCUGUCUGCCUGUCUGCCUGUCUGCCUGUCUGUAUGCCCCUGUCUGCCUGUCUGCCUGUCUGCCUGUCUGUAUGCCCCUGUCUGCCUGUCUGCCUGUCUGCCUGUCUGUAUGCCCCUGUCUGCCUGCCUGCCUGCCUGCCUGCCUGCCUGCCUGCCUGUCUUCCUGCCUGCCUGCCUGUCUGCCUGCCUGCCUGCCUGCCUGCCUGCCUGUCUGCCUGCCUGCCUGCCUGCCUGCCUGCCUGCCUGUCUGUCCAUCUGUCUGCCUGUCUGUCUGUAUGUCUGUCCAUCUGUCUGCCUGUCUGUCUGCCUGCCUGCCUGCCUGCCUGCCUGCCUGCCUGCCUGCCUGCCUGUCUGCCUGCCUGCCUGUGACAGAAUCAGUCAAUCAGGAUCUCAAUGAAGGCAUCUCCAACAUCAUUCUUCCCUCCUUCUCUCCCCAGGAGAAAGACAUCUUCCUUCCUUCCUUCCUUCCUUCCUUCUCACCCCAGGAGGAAGGCUACAGUGAAUAUGUUGUGCAUCUAUGCAGACUACAAGUCAGAUGAGAUCUAACCCUAACCCUGACCCUAACCCUUACCCUCCUUCCCACCCCAGGAGGAAGACUACAGUGAAGAUGUUGUGCAUCUAUGCAGACUACAAGUCAGAUGAGAUCUAACCCUGACCCUAACCCUUACCCUCCUUCCCACCCCAGGAGGAAGACUACAGUGAAGAUGUUGUGCAUCUAUGCAGACUACAAGUCAGAUGAGAUCUAACCCUGACCCUAACCCUUACCCUCCUUCCCACCCCAGGAGGAAGACUACAGUGAAGAUGUUGUGUAUCUAUGCAGACUACAAGUCAGAUGAGAUCUAACCCUGACCCUAACCCUUACCCUCCUUCCCACCCCAGGAGGAAGACUACAGUGAAGAUGUUGUGUAUCUAUGCAGACUACAAGUCAGAUGAGAUCUAACCCUGACCCUAACCCUUACCCUCCUUCCCACCCCAGGAGGAAGACUACAGUGGAAGAUGUUGUGUAUCUAUGCAGACUACAAGUCAGAUGAGAUCUAACCCUGACCCUAACCCUUACCCUCCUUCCCACCCCAGGAGGAAGACUACAGUGAAGAUGUUGUGUAUCUAUGCAGACUACAAGUCAGAUGAGAGCUACACCCCCAGUAAGAUUUCUGUCAGAGUAGGAAACAACUUCCACAACCUGCAGGAGAUCAGAGUAAGAACUUUCAAGUUAUAUUGUGUCAGUGUGUAUCAAUAACAUGUUAUGACUGUUAUGACUAAGGGCUGUGAUGGUACACGUCUUCGGUACGGGACCUCGGUUUGUUCCGCACUACGAACCUGAAUGAAUACAACAAAUAAAACAAGUUGCCUCGUUAGUAAACGCUGCGUUGUAUGCCGUUGCCUCGUUAGUAAACGCUGCGUUGUAUGCCGUUGCCUCGUUAGUAAACGCUGCGUUGUGGGCCGUUGCCUCGUUAGUAAACGCUGCGUUGGAGGCCGUUGCCUCGUUAGUAACGCUGCGUUGUGGGCCGUUGCCUCGUUAGUAAAAAGCUGCGUUGUGGGCCGUUGCCGUUAGGUAAACGCUGCGUUGUAGGCCGUUGCCUCGUUAGUAAACGCUGCGUUGUAGACCGUUGCCUCGUUAGUAAACGCUGCGUUGGAGGCCGUUGCCUCGUUAGUAAACGCUUGCGUUGAGGCCUUGCCUCGUUAGUAAACGCUGCGUUGGAGCCUUGCCUCGUUAGUAAACCUGCGUUGGAGGCCGUUGCCUCGUUAGUAAACGUGCGUUGGAGGCCGUUGCCUCGUUAGUAAACGCUGCGUUGUAGGCCGUUGCCUCGUAGUAAACGCUGCGUGUGGAGGCCGUUGCCUCGUUAGUAAACGCUGCGUUGUAGGCCGUUCCUCGUUAGUAAACGCUGCGUUGGAGGCCGUUGCCUCGUUAGUAACGCUGCGUUUGGAGCCGUUGCCUCGUUAGUAAACGCUGCGUUGUAGGCCGUUGCCUCGUUAGUAAACGCUGCGUUGGAGGCCGUUGCCUCGUUAGUAAACGCUGCGUUGUGGCCGUUGCCUCGUUAGUAACGCUGCGUUGGAGGCCGUUGCCUCGUUAGUAAACGCUGCGUUGGAGGCCGUUGCCUCGUUAGUAAACGCUGCGUUGGAGGCCGUUGCCUCGUUAGUAAACGCUGCGUUGGAGGCCGUUGCCUCGUUAGUAAACGCUGCGUUGGAGGCCGUUGCCUCGUUAGUAAACGCUGCGUUUGGAGGCCGUUGCCUCGUUAGUAAACGCUGCGUUGGAGGCCGUUGCCUCGUUAGUAAACGCUUGCGUUGGAGGCCGUUGCCUCUUUAAACGCUGCGUUGGAGGCCGUUGCCUCGUUAGUAAACGCUGCGUUGGAGGGCCGUUGCCUCGUUAGUAAACGCUGCGUUGGAGGCGUUGCCUCGUUAGUAAACGCUGCGUUGGAGGCCGUUGCCUCCGUUAGUAAGCAGAGCGGAAAACAUUGUGGCUGUUGCCGAUGGUGCACGUUUGGGUAAUCAAAAUUCUAAUUUAAACGGGCGGAUUUUCAAAACGAUCCCUUUUGUGAGGCGCAGCCGGGAAACUCUGGUAGAUGCGCGGUGGUGGGGGGGGGGGGCGACGUGGGAAUGAGUGGUGGGGGGGGGGGCAGAGUGGUGGGGGGGGGGGGGGCGAGUGGAGGGGGCGAGUGGUGGGGUGGGGGGGCGAGUGGUGGGGGGGGGGGCGAGUGUGGUGGGGGCGGGCGCGAAGUGGUGGGGGGGGGGCGAGAGUCGGGGGGGGGGGGGUGCGAAAGUGGUUGGGGGGGGCGAGGUGAGUGGUGGUGGGGGGGGGGCGAGUGCGAGUGGUUGGUGGGGGGGGGCGAGUGGUGGGUGGUGGUGGGGGGCGCGUGGUGGGGGGGGGGAGGGGGGGGCGAAGUGGUGGGGGGGGCGAGUGUGUGGUGGGGUCUCUUUCACGGGGGCGAGUGGUGGGGUCGAUAAAAACCAGAGGAGGACCUUCAUCAUCGUUUAAAUCUCCAGUUUGGGAACAUUUUCACGGUGGACUACAUCGGCGAUGGACAGAGAGUUGUGGGUAAAACGUUAACAGUAUGUUCUCCACGGCGCAACGAGAACAGAGUGGCGUGUGUAGCUUGUUGUUGUCGGCCAAUCACAAGUCACCACAGCGCCACUACAGUUCCUGUGUGGCAAAGCAAAUUAGGAGAUGAUCUAAUCAAUGGGAGAUUGAAUUAAAAGUGAAAUGAGUAUAUAUGGUACCAUGACCAAGAGUCAACAGCUUGGCUGCUAUUUAAUCAUCUAAAUGGAGGUGGUGUUUUUUGUAACUGUAGGACAGGAAGAAAGCACAUGCUCAAUUAGCCUAGCUAGGUAGCUAGCUAUCAUAGCCAACUAGCUUCUCUGGGUUUGAUGCAGUCGACAGGUACUAAAUAAUCCUAUUGGAUGAUAAAUAACCUAGCUAUGACAAGCUAGAAGUUAGUGUUCUAGUGCGAGUCUGCUUGUUAUGGUUGGUUGCUGUCUCUCCCCCCCUCCUCCUUGUCGCAAGGCCCCUCCUCCGCUUGCUCUCCCUCUCAAGGCCCCUCCUCCGCUUGCUCUCCCUCUCAAGGCCCCUCCUCCGCUUGCUCUCCCUCUCAAGGCCCCUCCUCCGCUUGCUCUCCCUCUCAAGGCCCCUCCUCCGCUGCUCUCCCUCUCAAGGCCCCUCCUCCGCUUCUCUCCUACAAGGCCCCUCCUCCGCUUGCUCUCCCUCUCAAGGCCCCUCCUCCGCUUGCUCUCCCUCUCAAGGCCCCUCCUCCGCUUGCUCUCCCUCUCAAGGCCCCUCCUCCGCUUGCUCUCCCUCUCAAGGCCCCUCCUCCGCUUGCUCUCCCUCUCAAGGCCCCUCCUCCGCUUGCUCUCCCUCUCAAGGCCCCUCCUCCGCUUGCUCCUCCCUCUCAAGGCCCCCUCCCGCUUGCUCUCCUCUCAAGGACCCCUCCUCCGCUUGCUCUCCCUCGCGCUGUAUACAGGUUAAUAAAGUAGCUGGAUCAGGUUAAUAAAGUAGCUGUAUCAGGUUAAUAAAGUAGCUGUAUCAGGUUAAUAAAGUAGCUGGAUCAGGUUAAUAAAGUAGCUGGAUCAGGUUAAUAAAGUAGCUGGAUCAGGUUAAUAAAGUAGCUGGAUCAGGUUAAUAAUGUAGCUGGAUCAGGUUAAUAAAGUAGCUGGAUCAGGUUAAUAAGUAGCUGGAUCAGGUUAAUAAAGUAGCUGGAUCAGGUUAAUAAAGUAGCUGGAUCAGGUUAAUAAAGUAGCUGGAUCAGGUUAAUAAAGUAGCUUACAAAUGGGCUUUUCUGCUGCUUCCCUCACUCGGAUCCGACCAGGUCUAUACGGAACUGGUCGUCCUCGGGUCCGUUCGGAACGGGUCUCUAUAUUGAAAAAUGUAUUUAUGCAUAUUGUCCGGGUGGGAAAGCCCCGGGUCCAUUUCUGAACGGGUCCAAGUUUUAGACUUCUACUUAACAAUCCCUGUCACAGCAGACAAUGAUGUCACAGCAGACAAUGAUGUCACAGCAGACAAUGAUGUCACAGCAGACAAUGAUGUCACAGCAGACAAUGAUGUCACAGCAGACAAUGCCAGGAACAUUGUGAAUGAUGUCACAGAAACUGGACUUGGGCCACAAAUAGGGUGCGUUUUUAAGUUUGCGUAUUUAGCCAAAUAAACAAAAAUUAACUAGAGUAACUGUUGGCAUUUCAUUUAGCUGCUGUAACCGUAACCGAACAGUGACCCCAAAACAGCAAUACGUACCAAACCGUUACACCCCUAGUUAUUACGAAGAUAGCAUUUUUACUUGUAUCUCCUCCUCCUCACUCUUACCCCCCUCCUCCUCACCCUCCCCCUCCUCCUCCUCCUAACUCUUACCCCCCCCCUCCUCCUCCUCACCCCCCUCCUCCUCCUCACCUCCUCACCCUCCUCCUCCUCCUCCUCACUCUUAUCCCCCUCUUCCUCACUCUUACCCUCCUCCUCCUCCUCUCUUCUCCCCUGCAGCAGUUAGAGAUGGUAGAACCUAGUGGUUGGAUUCACAUCCCCCUUCUGGACACAGUCAACAACCCCAUCAGGUAGAUUAUAUUUGUUGUUUUGAAAGGCGUCUCAAAUACAGUGCUUUUGAAAAUGUAUAUUCUAUAUGUUAAAUUCUAUGUAUAUAUUUCUUAUUUAUUCAUCAGGACGUUCAUGAUCCAAAUAGCUGUAUUAGCCAACCACCAGAACGGCAGAGACACACACAUGAGACAGAUCAAGGUGUACACUCCCGUCGAGGAGAGCUCCAUCGGCAAGUUCCCAAGAUGCACCACGGUCGACUUCAUGAUGUACCGCACCAUCAGAUGACACUGAGGGCUCCGGGGUUCUGGGUGGAACCUCUCAGGGUUCCGACUAGAACAUUCCAGAGUUCCGGGUGGAACCCUUUAAAAGUGUACAGUGUUGACAAAUAAGGGAAUUGGAAUGCCAAGUUUUUAUAUUGAAAUAUUAUUCUAAUUUCAAGUUAACCUGAAAUGCUUUUCAUUUGAGUACGUGGAGCCCCUCCGGCGUAUUACAAUCUCUGGCUGCAUCCCAAAUGGCACCC